This is a messenger RNA of Pteronotus mesoamericanus, 1507 nucleotides long. RefSeq names its product chromosome unknown C11orf68 homolog (gene CUNH11orf68). Lineage: Eukaryota; Metazoa; Chordata; Mammalia; Chiroptera; Mormoopidae. Bases 7 to 885 code for a protein of 292 amino acids. The record is from RefSeq and is a predicted model, not a curated record. The transcript is spliced from 2 exons.
GCUAAGAUGGCGGCGGCGGCGGCAGCCGUAGCGGGGGUGGGGCGCGGCGGAGGCGGUGGCACGGAGCCCCGGCAGGAGCGGAGCCGGGCUCGGAGCUGGACCGGUGCUGAGCGCAGCGAAGGCCGAAGGAUAGAGCCAGGUGAGGAGCUGGAAGAGGAGGACUCUCCAGGCGGCCGCGAGGAUGGCUUCACUGCUGAGCACCUGGCCGCCGAGGCCAUGGCAGCUGACAUGGACCCCUGGUUGGUGUUUGAUGCCCGCACCACACCUGCCUCCGAGCUGGAUGCCUGGUUGGCCAAGUACCCACCAUCCCAAGUUACCCGCUACGGAGACCCCAGCUCACCCAACUCUGAGCCCGUGGGCUGGAUUGCAGCAUAUGGGCAGGGCUACAGCCCCAACUCCGGCGACGUGCAAGGCCUGCAGGCAGCCUGGGAGGCUCUGCAGACCAGUGGGCGGCCCAUCACGCCAGCUACUCUGCGCCAGCUGGCCAUCACCCACCACGUGCUCUCAGGCAAGUGGCUGAUGCACCUGGCACCUGGAUUCAAGCUGGACCACGCCUGGGCUGGCAUUGCUCGGGCUGUGGUCGAGGGCCGGCUUCAGGUGGCCAAGGUGAGCCCACGGGCCAAGGAGGGGGGGCGCCAGGUCAUCUGUGUUUACACGGACGACUUCACGGACCGCUUGGGCGUGCUGGAGGCAGAUGCGGCCAUCCGCGCAGCAGGCAUCAAGUGCCUGCUCACCUACAAGCCUGACGUCUACACCUACCUAGGCAUCUACCGGGCCAACCGUUGGCACCUUUGCCCCACUCUCUAUGAGAGCCGUUUCCAGCUCGGGGGCAGUGCCCGUGGCUCCCGUGUGCUGGACCGCGCCAACAAUGUGGAACUGACCUAGUAGGGCGACAUGUGGAAGACCGCCCUCUGCGUCCCCUGCUAGGGAUGGAUCCUCCUGUCUGCCUCUUCCCUGUCCCAACGAGGCCAAGUCCCCCGGCUUUGAGGACUAGGUCACUCUGGAACGCCCCUGCAUCUUCACUCCCCUUGAACUUCUGCCCUCUGUUCAGGGCUGACUCAAGUCCCCAUCCUCUGGAGGCUCUGGCUCUCUGAGGGCUGGACCCUCAGCCUCUCUCUGCUGCUGCUCCCCUCUGCCAUCCAGGACCUCAGUCUGGGUGCAGACACCCAGGAGGAGAACCUUCCUCGGCCACCUCAUCCUUGGGUGUACCUUCCCCUCCUGCAUCCCCCACCUUCUCUUUGUCCCUCACAAGAGGGGAAACUUAGUGCUUCCAGUCCCUGUCCUUGGAGCCUUCACGGUCCAGGGUGCAGAGGCCCUGCAGGCCUGAGCAUGCCAUUGUUUUAGAUGGGGCAAUGACUGUACCCACUCAGCCCCUGGCAAAGACGGGGCGCCAGGGCCAUGGACAUGGGGUCUGCCUGUCCCUGUCACCUCACAGCCUGCACCGCCUUCCUGCCUUCCUUCACUACCUUGUCAUGUGCCUGCUCUUGGCAUUUCAAUAAAACCCAGC